AUGUCUAGCCUCGAAGUCAUCAAGUCCGCCAUCGAGCGCAUCAUCCUCGAUCCGCGAUAUCAAGAUGUCUUGAGCGUUGUCAAGGGCGCGCGUAAUGGCGCCGUCUACGGCAGCAAGGUGCGGUUUCCGCAUGCGCUCGUCAUGAUAUUUUUGUUUCGGUCUGGAACCUUCAGGCACAAGCUUUCGCUGGUCCUACGGGCCACAAAGACGCACGCCAUGAACUUGGCUACCUUCGCGACGAUUUACAAACUCACCGUCAUGAUGCUCAAGAAGUUCGGCCCCACACCCGACAAAGAAGGCCCCUACGAUACCUUCUUGGCGGGACUUGUCGGCGGCUACGUUGUCUUUGGUCGCCGGUCCCCGCGCACGGGCAAGAUCCCUCGGUCAACCAGCAGAUCUUCCCAGAUCAGCCACUACGCCUGGCCCGCCUUCGCCUCGCUCUCCUGGGCUAUGGUGAUGUACCUCUUCAGGUGGCACCCGGAAGACCUGCAGUCCAGCUUAAGGGGCAGCAUGAACUACAUCUACGUCGACUCGAACCAUUGGGAUUCCCUGAGGAACUUCAUCUGGCACAAUAAAUAA
Messenger RNA from Parascedosporium putredinis, 579 nucleotides. The record is from the annotation of a GenBank genome assembly. NCBI's taxonomy places the organism in Eukaryota, Fungi, Ascomycota, Sordariomycetes, Microascales, Microascaceae.